Molecule: messenger RNA, 16902 nt
Organism: Thyridium curvatum
Lineage: Eukaryota; Fungi; Ascomycota; Sordariomycetes; Thyridiales; Thyridiaceae
Exons: 4
Coding region: 1-16902 (5633 amino acids)
Biological process (GO): amino acid activation for nonribosomal peptide biosynthetic process; secondary metabolite biosynthetic process
Cellular component (GO): cytoplasm
Molecular function (GO): phosphopantetheine binding; catalytic activity
Source: RefSeq, a predicted model, not a curated record
AUGGAGCAGACCAUGCCUCUCACUAACGACCUGAGCAGCUUGUCUGCUGCUCCUACUGGAAGGACGAAUGGCACCACGACACCACAGGUCAAAACUACGCACAACGCUGAGGUCUUGGCAGAUCUCGAAAGGAUAUGGCAAUGGAACGGCUCAGUCCCGGCGCCAAUCCAAGGCUGUGUUCAUGACAUCAUACAUGACAUAGCUAGAACCCAGCCUGAAGCCACGGCCGUCUGCGCGUGGGAUGGAAAACUGACAUACUCUCAGCUUGACGCUUUAGCUCAUGAGAUUGCUCAUAGACUGGUCGGUUUGGGUUGCAUCCAGAGAUCCAACGUACCCAUUCUCUUCUCUAAGUCAAAAUGGACCUGCGUCGCCAUGCUAGGAGUAAUCAAGGCAGGCUGCCGCGCAAUCGCUCUAGAUGCAACACAGCCGGACAUUAGGCUACACUCAAUCGUACAGCAGGCCAAUCCUACAGCGAUUCUCUCUUCGGCAAACCAUCGCUAUCGAGCUUCCCAGCUGGCCAAUGUUGCGAUACUGCAGCUGGACGACUUGCUAUGGGAUGCCUUACGCCAAGCCGCCGAAGCCAGACCUCCACUGCCCAUCGUUCAGCCUGACGAUCUUGUCUACAUUUCGUUUACGUCUGGUACGACAGGGCAACCGAAAGGUGCCUGUAUCAGUCACUCUAAUGUUAGCAGCGCUGUUCACUAUCAAGGUCGGAAGCUCGGGUUCCAUCCUGGCUGCCGCGUUUUCGACUUUGCGCCUUACUCCUUUGACGUCGCCUGGAGCAACUUCCUCCAUACGCUGUGCGCUGGUGGCUGCCUAUGCAUUGCGUCCGAGGACGAUAUGCUAGUGGAUCUCUAUUCGUCUAUUGCCCAUUUCAAGGCAACAUUGGUCAAUGUUACGCCGACCGUCCUGCGUACCUUGGCCAAGAUCCCUCCUAGUUUAGAAACGGUCCUCUUGAGUGGUGAGAUGCCCUAUCUGGAUAACAUUACACAAUGGGCUGGGCAUGUAAGACUUCUCAAUACAUAUGGACCGACUGAAUGUACUUUCAAGAGUGCGUUCUCGAAGCUCGACCCGACACAGGAGGGUCGCCCAGAUAUCGGCAAGGGUGUUGGCUUUGCUACAUGGGUCGUUGAUCCCAGCAACGAUCAGAAUCUAGUGUCUAUCGGUUCAGUGGGCGAACUGUACCUGGAGGGACCAUUGGUCGGGCACGGAUAUCUAUCAGACCCUGCGAAGACGGCGUCGGUAUUUAUCGAAGACCCACCCUGGCUCUUGGAGGGCAGUUCAAAGAUUCCCGGCAGGCAUGGCAGGCUCUACAAGACGGGGGAUCUCGUCAAGUAUAAACCCGAUGGUUCUCUCCUCUUCGUCAGUCGCAAGGAUGCCGACCAACACAAGAUCAGGGGACAAAGACUUGAGCUUGGAGACGUCGAACAUCACGCACGGGCCUGCUUGGAGGAGACGCCACCAGCCAUCUCAGUCAUUGCGGACGUGGUAUGUCCGAAAAACAGCGACAGCAAUUCUCUGGCUCUGUUUGUCGUGGUUGAAAACGAAGAUAUCACGCGGGUCAAGGAUGUUAUGGACGGCCUUGCGGCGAAGAUGCGACAAGUCUUACCGGCGUUCAUGAUUCCUACUGUCUAUCUCCCCAUUCACGAUGUCCCAGUCGGUCCUACGGGAAAGGUAGAUCGUCACCGUCUUCGCGAGAUAGCGGCUACCUUGACAUGGAAUGAGUUGAUAGAUUUACAAUCCACCAUCCUAUCCAACACCGAAUUCGACGCGCCCUCCAACAAGAACGAAGUAGCGCUGAGCCAAGUGUGGGGGGAAGUAUUGGAUCUCAAUGUGGCGGCCAUCAGUACUUUCGACAGUUUUCUGAGGCUCGGAGGUGAUUCAAUAGCAGCGAUGCGAGUAGUCGCUGAGGCCCGCACCAGAGGCCUUUCUUUGACUGUUGCGGAUCUCUUCAGGACCCCAGUGCUCAGGGAUUUGGCUCGGGCUGCAGAUUUGAAUACGGUGCCUCCUGAGUACCCAAUGGUCGAACCUUUUGCUUUGCUCACGGGGGUAAGCGAGCAUUCUACUCUCCGUGAGUUUGCGGCGAGCUUGUGCGGUGCGGAACCGGGCGAGGUUCAAGACAUCUACCCCUGCACACCCUUACAGGAGGGCAUGCUCGCCACGACAGCGGCACAAUCGCCAUCUCGAUUCCAUGGUGGUACAGGCUCAUCGCGCUCUGAGAUGUACGUGUCGAGCACGGCCUUUCAACUGCCCGGACAUAUUGAUGUGGCACGACUCGAAAACGCCUGGUCAAGAACUCUAGAAGGCGCGGCGAUUCUUCGCACGCAAAUAAUCAAUCUCCCCGGGCACGGACUUGUCCAAGUUGUCUUGGCCCGUCAGCCAACUUUACGUAGCCAUGAAACCAUCGAUGACUUCGCGAACGAGGCGAAACCCAUGGGGCUUGGUACGCCGCUAUGCCGAGCAGGUCUCGUCACCUCUCGUCCAGGAUAUUUCGUCCUGGAAAUGCAUCAUGCAAUUUUUGAUGGCUGGUCUACAUGUCUCAUUCUUGAGACUUUGGAGGGUUUCUACAAUGGCGAGCAGGGAAUGAUUCGACAUUUCAGCCCGUUUCAAUCGUUCAUCAAGCACGUCUUAGCUACCAAGAACUCGAAAACAGAGGGCUUCUGGCUACGUCAGCUCCAAGGCUCUGAAGCACCUACCUUUCCGUCUCCUAAUUAUCGUCCUGGCAAAAGCCUGGACGUCACUCGUUCGAUCCGCAAUCUUCAGUGGCCUCAGGCAGAAACGACAGCGUCUACCACUGUGCAUGUGGCUCUGUCUCUACUUCUUGCGGUUUACACCAACUCUUCCGACAUCAAAUAUGGUGCGACUGUGAGCGGCCGGGGCGCGGCUGUGCCCGGAAUAGAGAACAUCGCAGCACCCACUAUUGCUACUAUUCCUAUACGAGUCAAACUCGACUGGAACCAGACUCUGCAGGCCUUCCAGAAGGAAUUGCAGCAGAGGAUGGUGGACAUUACCGAGCACGAACAAUUUGGUCUUCAGAACAUCCAGCGUAUCAAUGAAGACGUCAAAGAAGCCAGCCAGUUUCAGUUACUGUUAGUCGUUCAGCCACCUCAGCGGAACUCAAACCCAAACCCAAACUCAGAGACAUGUAGUCUCUUUGGGCAGUCAAGGGCUAUUUUGUACGCAGCGGACGGUGAAACUUCACAUGUGGAAGGGGAGCUGGCCAACGGUCAGCGUACAGCGGUUACCUUAGUGGCGAAGGAUGGGCAGACCGACAGCGUGGGAAUGCACAACUCGUAUGCCAUGAUGAUAAUUUGCCAGCUGGAAACGGAUGGACUCACCCUCAACGUCAAUUUUGAUUCUGGCGCCAUUGACCAGAAGUCGGUUCAACGAUUUGCCGCGCAAUUCGAACACUUACUGCGAAAGCUGUGCGCUGCAACUCCAGCCGGUAUUGCCAAGCUCGGCGACAUGUCUUUCGUCGACGACACUGAUCUGGCGCAGAUCUGGCAAUGGAACAAGGUGCUGCCUGAUCCUCUCGUAGACUCCGUGGCUAGUAUGGUGAACAGCAAGAUUGCCGCUAAUCCGCAGGCGCUCGCCAUCUCGGCAUGGGAUGCUGAGUUGACAUACCAAAAGCUCAACGAACUAACCAUGACCUUGGCGGGCAGCCUGUACAGUAAAGGGGCUCGUGCAGGUUCUGUUGUUGUUUUGAGCCUCGAAAACUCCUCAUGGAUGGUGGUUGGUUUGCUGUCUGCUUUCAAGAUUGGAGCCAUUGUUGUUCCACUUUCAGCACCAACCUCGAACCAACGCGCCAAGGACAUUGUCGGGGCCUUGCGGCCUUUCUUGGUGGUCACAUCGGACCAGCCUAGCAACUCUUCUUUCAGGCCCUUGGUAUCUACAUUCUCCAUAUCGGAGAUGAUACGAGAUCCAUAUCAGAAUUAUGUCUCCGACACCCCAUUUCAUGCCAAUCACCCGUCAGAUGCUGCCUUAAUACUAUCUACUUCUGGUUCCACGGGAGUUCCGAAGUCAAUUCUCUGGAGUCACAGUAACCUGUCGAGCAAUGUCCACGCACAUGCCGCCUCACUGGACAUUGACUCUGCAUCUAGGGUGUUUCAAUUCGCAGGCUAUGACUUCGAUGUGAGCAUCGUGGAGGCCCUAUCAACACUAUGCGCAGGAGGAUGCCUGUGUAUACCAUCAGAAUCAGAUCGUAUCAACCGCCUCACUGACGCCAUCCGCGACUCCAAUGCUAACUGGUUGUGUCUGACACCAUCAGUGGCUGAGACCAUCAAAGAUCCACGCCAGAUUCCUGCCAUCACCACGCUUGUGCUGACGGGAGAGAAGCUACCGCUAAGGACGGCGUCAAAGUGGGCCGAGCAUGUAGAGAAUGUGUUCAACUGGUACGGGCCAGCGGAAGCUUCGGUGGCGACUACGUGUUUGGUGAGAAAACACACAUGGAAACCUGGGAUGAUCGGGAGGAGCGGUGGCAUGACAGUCACCUGGCUGGCCAGGCCCGCGAAUCCCGACCAGCUAGCCCCAAUCGGAGCAAUAGCAGAGCUUUGCUUGGAAGGGCCAGUCACCGCCAGCUACACAGGUUGUACCGAAGACGUCUUGUUCCGAAACGAGCGAGCCUUCUAUACUCCUUCGUGGAUAUCAAAAGGACAUGGGGAUGUACCGGGACGCAAUCGUCGAGUUUACCGAACUGGCGAUCUUGUCAAGUACGAUUCUGACGGCAAUCUGAUCUUGCUUGGCCGAAAGCAAGACUCUCAGAGAAAGCUGCGAGGGCAGCGAAUCAACCUCGAAGACGUGGAGGCUUCUGUCCAGGCAUUCUUGGAGGACAAGCUACAGCUGAAUGUAGUAGUCGAAAUAUGCACUCCAGGCAACGGCAGCGUGGAGACACUAGUGCUAUUUGUCAGUCUCCCAGAUAUGCUGGUCGAUGCUUCCACGACAGGAGGACUCGAGAAUGUUACUGAGUUUGUCAGACUCUCGUUUCCCGCCGAAGCACUUGAGGAGUAUCUCUUCGAACGCCUGCCGUCAUACAUGGUCCCAAAGGUCUAUAUCCCAAUCGACAAGAUCCCAAUUACCCCAACGGGCAAGACGGAUCGGCGGCAAUUGCGCCGUAUAGGACGUUUGUUCACGUAUGAACAGUUGGCCGCGAUACAGCCUUUACGCCAGGAAGGCAGAAAGCCCACGACGGCCAUGGAAAAGCUCCUGCAGCAGCUCUGGGCCGAGACAAUAGGGAUGGAACAGAACGCCAUAUGUGCCAACCACAACUUCUUCCGGUUGGGAGGAGACUCGGUGACUGCCAUGCGACUGGUAGCAUUGACACGUCAGCAGGGAUUACUACUGACUGUCAAGACGAUAUUUGAUGCGCCUCAGUUGGAGGAAAUGGCCAAAAGAGUCACACAAGAGAGCAACAGCAAUACUGACCGUAGUUCCAUACGGGAAGUCUCUCCGUUCUCACUUUUAAACGGUAGUCGCGAUGAGGCCGAUGUACGAUCUAUCGCGGCGCAGCUGUGCAAGGUUCCAGAGGCCCGCAUUGAGGAUAUGUAUCCAUGUACAGCUCUUCAAGAGGGCCUGCUGGCCCUGGGUGUCAAGAGGCCCGGUCAGUACAUCUCGCGCAGUGUCCUGACUCUUCAGGCUGGAAUCGAAGUGGAGCAGCUGAAAAGCGCCUGGUUGGCCACAGUCAAGAAGAUAGCACUAUUAAGAACCCGCAUAGUCGACAUCCCCCGGCAGGGAUUUGUCCAGGUCGUCCUCGAUGCCCUCCCACUCCAGGCCUUCUUGGAUACAGAUCUGAAAUUGAAAGACUACGUCCGCCAGGAUGAGCAGGAACCCAUGGGCCCCGGAACAGACUUGUGCCGCGUCGCCAUCAUUGGGAGGAACUUCGUCCUCACAAUUCAUCACUGUACUUAUGACGGCAACACUCUACGAAUGAUGCUCGGAGAGCUAGAGUCUCAAUAUUGUAGCCAGUCUGGAAGGCCAGUUACCCCAUUCAAGAACUUCAUCAAGCACGUUGCAACCGUGGAUCCACAAGAGGCUUCCGACUUCUGGAGACGAUACCUUGCGAGCGCAGAGCCGAGACAAUUUCCUGUACUCCCUUCGGGAUUUUACGAGCCGCAGGCCAAUGAAGAUGUGGCGUGCAGCAUCUCCGUAGACUGGCCACGCCUUGGAGUAACUCCUUCCUCUAUCUUGCGUUCGGCUUGGGCUCUGCUGGCUACGCAAUAUACAUCAACCGACCAGGUCAUGUUUGCAAUCACAGUCGACGGAAGACAGGUCGACAUGCCAGGUAUUGAGAACUGUACUGGGCCAACUAUAUCGACGAUGCCCGUGGUCGUCUCAGUCGACCGGGACGAAACGACGGCAGAGUACAUGGCCCGACUGCAGCGCGAGAUGGUGCAGAGAACUCGCUACGAGCAGUACGGUCUGCAGAACCUGCGGCCGCCACGUGGCACCUUGGAUCCUCGACUGUUGCAAACAUUGUUUGUGGUACAGCCAGUGUCCGAGGGUAAACACAGCCUCGACAAAGACGGCUACUUGUUCAAGGCGCGUACCUUUGCGUCCAACAGAGACACCCUAGGCGUUGACCCUUUCAACACCUACGCCCUGAUGGUGGUAUGCGAGCUCGCAACGUCCGGCUUUCGUCUGCGCCUGAGCUUUGACAAUAACAUCCUCGAAGCGGAGCAGGUCCGCCGCAUAACCCGUCAGUUCGAGACCAUUGUCCACCAGCUCUGCUCUGAGGCCUGCAGCACGAUGAAGGUCGGAACCAUCCGGACCACUAGUGACCAAGAUCUGGCCGCCGUCUGGUCUCAGAACGCAAACCUACCGCCGGAUCCAGAUCGGACAGUUGUUGACAUCUUCAGACAAGUGGUGCGCGAGGAACCAACCAAAAUAGCUAUCGAUGCCUGGGACGGCCAGUUUACCUACCAGCAGGUCAACCAACUCUCCACAGUCAUGGCCCAUAGUCUGGUCAGGAAAGGGGUACCCAAGGGCUCAGUUGUGUGUCUGCACUUUGAGAAGUCAAGAUGGGUACCCGUUGUGCAGCUCGCCAUAUUCAAAGCUGGCGCCGCGGACGUGAUGCUGUCGAUCUCAGUACCAGACCUGCGCGUUGCCAGAGUCUUUGCGAACCUCGGCGUCAAGUUUGCCGUUGCCACAGACUCACGAGUGGCGGUGGUUGGCCAGUACGCCCUAGGAUUCACCGUGGGCGAUCUUUUGCAAGAGACGCAGACUGUUGUGGACCUUCCAGCUUUGCCAACUCUUGACAUGGGUGACGCCGCUGCCAUCCUCGUCUCGUCAGGCAGCACAGGGGAGCCGAAGCAGGUACUCUGGAGCCAUAGAGGCAUAACGGCGAACGUGCAGGCGCAUGGCGAGUACCUAGGCGUAAGUAAAUCGUCGCGCAUCUUUCAGUUUGCGUCGUAUGAUUUCGACGUGGCCACUAUCGAGUCGAUGUCGGCUCUGGUGCACGGUGCUACGCUCUGUAUUCCGUCUGAGACAGAGCGCCUCAACGGCACCGUCGCCGCCAUAAAUCGCUUCGCCAUAAGCUUCAUCAACAUCACGCCGUCGACGGCUCGGGCGGUUGAUCCUGACGAUGUACCAACCAUCGAGACCCUCGUGCUGUCCGGUGAGAACCUGCUGCAGCGCGACGUCGACCGUUGGAAGGAAAGAGAUCUGACGGUUCUCAACUGGUAUGGAGCGGCCGAGCACCCAUCCACCGUUUGUCGAGCCGAUACCGAUUCGUGGUACAGCGGCGUCAUAGGCUCGCUUGACUCUAGGCAGCCGACGCUGACCUGGCUGGUAGACCUCGAGAACCCCAACAGACUCGUACCGCUGGGGGCCGUCGGCGAGAUUGCCUCUGAGGGUCCUCUGAGUUCGGAUGGUUACGUCGCCAACCCUACGUUGCAGGUCCGACGGUUCCGCUCCGAUCCAUCAUUCCUUAUCUUUGGCCGUGGUAGUGCUGGCCCAGGAGAGAACGGUAGGCGAGGCGUAAUCUUUUGCUCCGGCGACCUGGGCCGUUACGACAGCAAGGGCCAGCUAGUAUACAUGGGCCGCAAAGACGCCCAGGUCAAGAUCCGCGGUCAGCUUGUUGCGCCUGAGGAAGUACAGCACCAGAUACGCUCCCACAUGAUGCAGAAGAGCAAAGAGCGGGGGGAGGGAGAAGACAUCUCGGUCGUAGUCGAUGCCAUACAGCCCAACAAGCACAACUCCAGCCAGACACUCGUGGGGUUUUUGAACGUGGCCACCGAAGAUGAGGUGCAGCUGGUGACGACAGGACUGAAUGAGAAACUCAAGAGAGUGCUGCCGCCUUAUGCCAUUCCCGCCUAUUACAUCCCCGUCAAGGAAUUCCCUACCAACGCCUCUGCCAAGAUCGAUCGACGCCGGCUCCGCGAAAUUGGCGCUGCCUAUGAACCGUGGUCGAGGCAGUCGCCAUCGAACAAUACUGGAUCGAUUGGCCCCAAUGGACUGACAACCACAGCCCAGAGAGCGCUACGACAACUAUGGUGUGAGGCCCUAGGUAUCAGCGCAGAUGACAUCUUCGGCAAUGACAGUUUUCUGCAAUACGGCGACUCCAUCUCAGCGAUGAGACUGUCCGGCUUGGCCAGACAACAGGGCUUGCUUCUCACAGUGACUGACAUUUUCCGCCACCCGACAUUGGAGGAUAUGGCAAAGGUCCUAAGUAACUUGGAUAGUGAAGGAAAGGACGAAGAAGACGACACCGGAAGCCCGUUCGCGCUUGUUGUGGGACGAGGUCAGGAGUCUGAAGUCCAAGUUUUGCGCGAGCAGGCAGCAUCUGCUUGUUGUGUUGGCAUCGACGAGAUACACGACGUGUUCCCCUGCACGCCGUUGCAGGAAGGUCUACUCGCCCUGACUAUGAGAAGGGAAGGGGAUUACGUGGGCAACACGAUUCUUCAGCUGAGCCCGGGUGUGGAUCUGGCGAAGUUCGCUCGAGCAUGGAACACCGUUGUUUCCACCUUUAGCAUCUUACGCACUCGUAUCAUUGACCUACCAGGGCAUGGUCUAGUACAGGUGCUACUACGGGGACUGGUGGAUGAGAGUCACAUCAAAGCUGAAAGCAUUAGAGAUUACCUGGAGAGGCAGAAAGCACUUCCCAUUGGCCUCGGUUCGCCGCUCAUGAGGUACGGUCUUUUUAGCGACAACACCGUCGGAGUCAUGUCACCCUUGGCGAAGUCGGAGUUCAUGCUAGCAUCAUCGGAAGGGAGCAGCAGCCAAGAUGAGAAACACGGAAUCAGCUGCAAGUUUUUGCAGCAUUUUGCAAUAACACUGCACCACUCUAUAUAUGACGGGCUUACGAUGCCCCUGAUCCUCGAAAGCCUGGAAGCUGUCUACAAUGGCACAACACCGCUGCGCCACCGUCCCUUCCAGGCAUUUGUCAAGUACAUCAGCAGCCGCAACAAGACGGCCGAGGUUGACUUCUGGAGAGCCCAUUUCCAAGAUCUACAAGCAGGCCAGUUCCCCAUCCUGCCCUCUUCCACAUAUCAACCACGAACCGACUCAACCCUAAUGCACAUGGUGGAAGAUGUCGGAUGGCGCAAAGACAAUAUCACUCCAUCUACAGUGGUACGUGCGGCGCUGGCGCUACUUCUUUUCACCAGCCAGUCUGCGACGUCUGCGGCAGCCGCCAGCGACGUUUUGUUCGGUGAAGUCGUCGCUGGGCGCCAGGUGCCCAUGCCCGGCAUCGAGCGGCUAGUUGGCCCAACCAUCGCCACCGUCCCCGUCAGAGUCCGAGUUGAUCGACAGGUCAACAGCACGGAGUUUCUUUCGGCUCUCCAGCUCAACGCCAUUGAAAGAGUUCCUUAUGAACAGACGGGGCUGUCCCGAAUCCGCCAAAUCAGCGACAAGGCGAGGCAAGCAUGCGAAUUUCAGACGUUACUAGUUGUGCAGAUGCCCGAGGAAGAAGGAGAAGUACGAGAAGGUUCCCUAUUCAAAGGCGAGGUACGCCGUCGAGGUGCGGAGCACGAUGCGCGCUACCACGGAUUCCAGACCUACCCGCUCUCGCUAAUCUGCACACCCGACACCCGGAAGGAUCAAUUGCACGUAAGAAUAUGCUUCGACUCAGCCGUCAUAGCACAGGAGGAGGUUGCGAGGACAGCACAGAACUUGGAGCUGCUUUUGCGGCGUCUUUGCUCUCCCGACCUCUAUGGCGCAUCUUUGGGUCAGAUCACCUCAACGCGGGAGCAGGACCUGACGCAGAUCUGGAAAUGGAACGCUGAGGUGUUCCCAAGCGUCGAUAUGUGUGUCCACGACCUAGUCACAGAGACUGCUCAGGCUCAGCCGAAUUCUACCGCACUCUGUGGCCCGGAUACGACCUUGACUUAUCGUCAGCUGGAUCGUGCUUCCACUAAGACUGCUCUGCGACUACGUGAGAUGGGCCUAAUGGAAGGCCAAGUUGUGCCGAUUUGUUCAGAAAGGUCAGUGUAUGCACUGGUUGCCCUUCUCGGUGUCAGCAAGGCAGGUGGUACGGCGUUGAUGCUGGAUAACGCGCUGUCAGAGGAGCAACUUGGGCGAGUUAUCAAAGAGACAGGCUCCCAAGACUUGAUCAUCUUGUCCACUUCAAAACAAGGACUCGCAUCUGAACUCAGAACGAAAGUGGUGGUCUUGUAUCCCGGGUCAGACCUGAUGCAGCCGUCGGAUGCUUACGACAAGAACGCCUCUCCUAUCAAUGAGCAAUUGCCAGUGGUGGACCCUUCAUCCUGCUUCUCUAUCAUCCUGACAAGCGGAAGUUCAGGUUCCGUGAAGUACGCGACCCUGCAUCACCGCAAUGUGAGCAGUGCCAUUGUCAACCAAAAGAGCCUGCUACGACUAGACAAUACCAACAUUCUCUAUGAUGCCGCGAUAUCACACGCUUAUGGUGGCCUUAGAGCCUACUGGAGUGCUCUUCACGUACUCGCUGCAGGAGGUUCCCUGUGUGUCCCUAGCGAGGUUGAAGUCAAUACCGACCUGGAACAGAGCAUCAGCAGGUACGGCGCCACUGACAUCUUCAUAACGCCGGUGGCCGCUCGUACGCUUGACCCGGCAAAGACCGCUUCCUCGGCGACUUUGCGCAACAUCUAUCUGGGUGGCCAACAGGUAACGGCGCACGAUACCGUGCGCUGGUCUCCACAUAUUGAGAAUGUUUUUGUUGUCUAUGGAGUUGCUGAGUGCGCACCGGCUGCCGUGUACUUCAGGGCACAGGACGAAAAAGCGCCACCUUUACACUCAACUAUUGGCAGAGGUGUUGGAGUUUCCACCUGGAUAGUCGACAUGCAGGACAGCGAACGUUUGGUUCCCAUUGGUACUGUCGGAGAGCUGUAUCUGGAAGGACCCCUCGUGGGCCCAGGCUAUUUGCACAAUAACAACGACGAUGAGCAGCACGAUGCAGGAGUUGGCUUCAUCGACAGCCCACAAUGGCUUCUCGAGGGCUCUCCAGAUGGCAGUGUGCCUGGACGAAGGGCUCGAUUAUUUAAGACGGGAGACUUGGUAAGAUAUGAGCCUUCAACCGGCCAAGUUCUCUACGUUGGCAGGACAGAUGGACAGCACAUGCUGCGGGGCCAGAUGGUGCAUCUCGCCCAAGUUGAGCACCAUAUUCGGUGCUGCAUCAGCGCUGGCAGCUCACCAAAAUCACCACCUCCUUCUGUAGUGGCUGCCGAGAUUGUGGUCCCGGAGUCCAUCGGCAAACCUAUGCUGGUAGCCUUCAUCGCAGCGCCCACUCUAGCCAAAGGCCCAUGUCCAAUAUCAUUGUACGAGAUCCAAGCGAAGCUGCAGAGACAUAUGCCUUCUCACAUGGUUCCGGCUGGUUACUGUGUUGUUCAGUCCAUCCCCUCGCUGGUGAGCGGCAGGACGGACAGACGACGUCUGCGUGAGAUGGGGGCCAAACUGACCGCAGAUGAGCUGGCGGCCGGCCAGCAACGCCAGGCGGACGACAGUGCUCUGCCCACAACCGAUUCCGAGCUCCGCCUUCAACAACUGUGGUCGAAGCUGCUGGAAAUCCCGAUUGAUAGAAUUCUGAAAGAUAGCAGCUUCGUCCGCCUCGGUGGAGAUUCUGUCUACGCUAUGCGUCUGACUUCCCUCGCUCGCCGCAAGGGACUCUCCCUGACUGUGCAAGAUAUCCUACAACAUCCUCAGCUGUCUGAAAUGGCCAGAUCCAUGACCUUGCUGCCUUCGCCAGGUACGAAUGGUAGCUCUAGGUUGGCAGUUAGGCCCUUUUCACUCCUGAGACACCCUUCCAAGACAGCUACCGCGAUUGACCAGGUGGCAAGGCAUUGCGGCAUCGACGUUUCCCAAGUCGAGGACAUAUUCCCUUGCACAAGCGUGCAGAAGUCGCUACUAUCCAUGACCGCCAGGUCCGCCGGCUCCUAUGUUGCCAGGUACUCGCUGCGAUUACGCUCAGACAUUGAAAUCGCUCGCCUGAAGAAGGCCUGGGGAGAGGUCAGUCGGGUAGCUGCACCCAUUCUCCGCUACCGGAUUGUCGAUAUACCUGGCGAAGGUCUGGUCCAAGUGCAAAUCAAUGAGCCACUUCAGUGGGAUGAAUAUGACGAUAUUAACACUUACCUUGCAUCCGAGGAAACACGAUCGAUGGCUCUCGACACACCUCUCACGCGAUUGGCAGUCGUUCGUGAAGGAGACAAAGAGAAAUCCUGGCGGUGCUACAUCACCCAGCAUCACGCUAUAUACGAUGGCUACUCGGUUGGUCUACUCCUAGAAGAAGUGUCCAAGGCGUAUGCCGGUGUCAUGCAAAAUGAUGUGGCACAUGUGGCUACGUUCCAAGCCUUCAUUCAGCACAGUCUGAACGUGAAGCGCGACGAUGCUUUGGACUACUGGAAGCAACAAUUCGCAGGGUGCGAGGCAGCAUCAUUUCCUGCUUUGCCAAACCAAGACUAUCGACCCAAAGCUGACAGUACGAUCCGUCGCAAUAUGGCUGACCUUGAGUGGCAUGGGCACGGUUCGAAAUCCGCAGUCAUCAGGGCAGCCUGGGCCAUUCUGAUAGCGCACUACACGCGAAGCAACGAUGUGUUAUUGGGAGCCAUGGUGUCGGGGCGACAGGUGCCCUUGGCCGGCAUCGACCGCACGAUUGCGCCUCUCAUCAGUGCUGUACCCCUGAGGAUCAGGGUGGACCCCAAGGAGAACGUAGACAAGUUUCUUCAGACUAUCCAGGAGCAGUCAAUUGCAAUGACAACUUACGAACAAACGGAACUUCUCGACAUCCGCCGUGUCAGUCCAGAGGCAGAUGCUGGCACCCGCUUCAACACGUUGCUCGUGGUCAACCCACCUCAAGAACGCAACGGUAAUGCAAUGCAGCAAGGCCCGUUCGUCCAGCACGAGCCGGUGGGUGAUGUGUCCAACCGCGACGGGGACCUGGACGACUUCAAUCCGAAUGCCAUCAUGAUCAUGUGCCAUCUAGGUGACGCCAACCUUGGUCUAAGGCUAGACGUUAGCUUCGACUCCAACAUCGUGCCGGUGGUACAAAUGGAUCGGAUGGUUGCGCAGUUUGAGCAUGUGCUGCGCCAACUCAACGAUGCCACUGCCCUGCAACAGCCAGUCGAAAAUAUCAGUGCCGUCAGUAAGCAAGAUAUUGCGCAGCUCUGGGAAUGGAAUGCACCACUGCCUGAGGCGACGGCGAGAUGCGUCCACGACCUCAUCAGCGACACCAUGAAGCAGCAGCCUCAAGCCCCAGCCAUAUGUGCAUGGGACGGCAAUCUGACCUACUCUGAAUUGGACGCGAUCUCAGCUCGUCUAGCGCAGCAUCUAGUGGCCCUUGGCCUGGGCCCGGGAAGUAUUGUUCCUCUUUGCUUUGAGAAGUCGAUGUGGCACACAGUCGCAGCACUGGGAGUUAUGCGGGCCGGCGCGGCAUGUGUCGCCAUGGACUCAACGCAGCCAGAAACAAGGCUCCAGUCUAUCGUCCAACAGAUUAAUCCCAAGUUCAUCCUCGCUUCCGCUGCUAAUCAGGACCUGGCUCCGCGGCUCGCUUGCGAUCCCAUAGUUGUUAUUGUCUGCCAAGACACAAUUGCCCAUUAUGAUCAAGGAGUGCCAUCGACUGGCAGCCUCCCCGUCGCUUCUCCCUCCGAUAUGUUAUAUGUCGUCUUCACGAGCGGAUCAACAGGGGUGCCCAAAGGUAUCGUAACAACGCAUCAAAACUUUUCCUCGGCAGCCACGCACCAGAAGGAGGUGCUGCGCAUACGACCAGGCACCCGUGUCUUUGACUUUGUGUCGUACAACUUUGACGUCUCGUGGUCGAACCACCUGCAAACGCUCAUCUGUGGCGGAUGUCUAUGUGUGCCCUCGGAGCAGGAGCGUCGAGAUGAUAUUGCCAGCGCCUUCAAUCGCAUGGGAUGCGAUUACGCCUACUUCACCCCUUCAGUCGUCCAGUCUCUGGAUCCGUCAUUGUUUCCGGGCCUGCGCAUCUUGGCGAUGGGCGGCGAGCCCCUCCAGAGCCGCGAGGUGGCGCGAUGGCCUCAACUGGCUAAGGCUAGUGGUGGUAUUGUUGGCAUCUAUGGUCCAGCAGAGUGUGCCCAAGCCGUCUCUUUCAUGUCGCUGGAGGCCACCACUACCCACAACCAUGUUGGACACUCGUAUGGGGCCACGACGUGGCUCGUUGAGCCCGGCCGCCCUGACCGGCUUGCCGCCAUUGGCACUAUUGGUGAGCUCAUGAUAGAAGGCCCGACUGUGAGCAGCGGAUAUUUUGGAGACCCGACCAGAACCGAAGCAGCCUACAUUCAAGAUCCCGCCUGGCUCACGGAUGCAUCGACAGCGGGGCAUACAGGGCGUAAAGGCACCCUGUUCCUGUCGGGCGAUCUCUUGCGGUACAAUUCAGACGGGUCCUUGACUUUUAUGGGACGCAAGGAUGAUCUUGUCAAGCUCCGAGGCCAGCGAAUUGAGUUAGGUGAGGUUGAACAUCACGUCCGGACCUCUCUGCUCGACCCAAGCCUAUGCGCGGGAGGUAUCGCGGCCGAGAUUAUCACACCGUGCAACAGCACGAGCCCGCUUCUUGUCGUCUUCUUCGGCCUCGCGAGGCGGGGAGAGGAUGACUUAUCGCUGGAGAAGAGUGAUACUAGACUUUCCCAGGCUGCACAAGGUUUAGAAGACAAGCUGUGGCAGGUUUUACCUCAGUACAUGAUUCCAGGAGCCUACAUCCCCAUGGCCAACAUUCCAAUGACAUCAACUAACAAGACGGACCGCCGGGCACUGCGCAGCUAUGGGAGCUCACUAACAUUGGAAGAGCUCGCACGUAUUCAGCAGUCAACAGCAGGUAAAAGUCACUACCGCCCACCGUCGACAGCCAUGGAGACGCAACUGCAGGGGUUGUGGGCCGCUGCCUUGGAGAUAGAUCCCAAUAGCAUCAGUGCUGACAGCAGCUUCCUGCGCAUCGGGGGCGAGUCCAUCGCUGCCAUGCGCUUGGUGGCAAAGGCUAGAGAGAAGAAGCUGCCCCUCACUGUGAUGAACAUCUUCAAGACGCCGCGGUUGUCUGAACAGGCCCUGCUUCUCACUGAGAUGAUGAAGAAUAGCACUGAAGCGGACAUUGCAGACUCACAAUAUCCACCACUGCCGCCAUUUUCUCUGCUGAAGUCGUCUGGCCACAGCCCUGAGGCAUUCAUGGAGCAGUUUGUGACGCCCGUGAUCGACUGCAACAAUGGCACGGUCGCCGAUGUAGUCCCUGCCACCGACUUUCAGAGCCUCGCUGUCACACAGGCCCUACAGGACCCGCCAAGCCGAUACCCUCACUGGAUUCUCGACCUGCCAACUGACACCGACUUUGCAGGUCUGGAGCAUGCCUGCGUCGAGCUAAUCAGCCGUUUCGACAUCUUACGUACCGUCUUUGUCGAAGGACCCAGUGGCAGACUUUGGCAGGUCAUCCUGAACAACUUCAAUCCGUCCUACACGCAGUUCGAUGCCGCAAUAGAGCAGGGCGAUGCUGACGUCGCAGUGUUCACCGACUCGGUCUGUGAGCAGGAUUUGCUCACCCAGCCCCGGCGUCUCGGCCAGUCUUUUGUCCGCUUCAUCGCAAUCAGGGACCGUCGCUUGGGCUUGCACAAGCUCGUCUUCAGGAUCUCGCACGCCCAGUUCGAUGGCUUCAGCUGGCCGACCGUCCUUCAGACGCUUUCUCAGAUCUACUGCAGCAGCAGUGGGGAAGGAAAGGCUGUGACACCCACAUUCGCCCAAUACAUGGCUUUCAUCAGUUCUAGAAGAGACGAAAGUAUGCGGUACUGGGCCUCCAGACUGCAAGGGUCCGCCUAUCCGCACUGGAGCAACACAGGCCCGACGGAUAAGGUGUACUCUACGGAGGAUCGGUUGACAGUAGAGCAGUGCAUGCCUAUGCCAAACAUGGCCUCAUAUGACGAUCGCAUCUCGACGGCGACGUUGUUUCACGCUGCCUGUGCGUUGGCACUGUCCCGCACGUUCAAGCAGCGGGAAGUAGUCUUUGGGCGACUGGUCACCGGCCGCACCGCACUGCCGGAAUCUUUGCAAACCGUGGUUGGGCCGACUAUGACAGAGGUUCCCAUAAGAAUCAUUGUGGAUGAAGACAACGGGAGCCAAAACAAUCUGGCGACCAUGGCAGCCAAGUUGCAGGACCAGCUUUUGGAGGAUUCGAAAUACGAGAUGGUCGGGAUGGUCGAGAUCGCGACUUGCUGCACUGAGUGGGAAGCUGGUGCUGUGGACUUCGGCUGGAGAACUUCGUUCCAGCAGCAGAGUGACGAGGAUGACGGCUCAGGCUUUCGGUUCCUCGGAGUUCCAAGCCGUCUGUCUGUGUACCAGCGAGAUAUGCCGGCCCGCUCCCGACCAGAGGUUUACGCCACGCCUACAGCAGACGGCAUGUUGCGCCUGGAAGUUGAGGCUAACGCCAGCCUCGUAUCCAAGCACGUGGUCUCAGCUUUUCUAGCAACACUUCAAGACAUACUUUUGGGUAACUGGAGGCACAGUUAG